UAAUAUCAGAGUACCAAACCCAACAAAAGAAAUUAAAAGAUAAGAGGGAAACUACUUACUACUACAUAUGUACAACACUUCUGAAACAGAUCUGAACUGCAAAAAUGGCCUCUGCUCUAUUCUUCACUUGUCUGACCUGUUCAAUGUUCUUGCUCACUAUUCCUUGUUAUGUUGCUAAUCAGAAAGUUACUCUCUCGCUUUACUAUGACUCUUUGAGCACAUCUUGUGCUACCUUCAUCGUCAAGAAUCUUGCUAAGAUUUUCGAUGAUGAUCUCAUCACCAUUCUCAAUCUCAGACUCGUUCCUUGGGGUGAUGCAUACGCCAAUAAAUCGAACAACAGCACCACUUUCUGUCAGCAUAGGCCAGAUGGAUGUAAGUUGAAUUCUCUGGAAGCAUGCGCUAUCGAUGUUAUGCAUGAUGUGAACAAGCACUUUGCUUUGAUUUACUGCAUAGAAUUUCUGGCCAUAGAGGGAAGGCACAAGGACUGGGAAACUUGCUUCAGUUCAUUGGGACUGCCUAAGAAACCCACUUUGGAUUGCUACAACAGUUCAAAUGCAACAAAGCUUGAAAAAAACUAUGGCAACGAAACCAUGCACCUCAAUCCACCUCUAAAGUUUGUACCAUGGCUGGUUCUGAAUGAUCAACCUAUUGGAAAUGACUAUGAAAAUUUUGCUGGCUAUGUGUGCAAGGCUUACAAAGGUAACAUUGUGCCCAUGGCAUGUCAAUCUGUGCAUUUGAAGCAGAAGACAGAAUAGACACACUCCACACAAGCAAUCAAAUCAACCAGAAUCAAGCCUCAAUCCAGGAUCAUUAAUCCAACCAAAGUCGAUAUCUUUAUCAGCAAAUCAGAUUGCAUAACUCCACUAGUUGUGGAUUAUGAAGAAAAAAAAAUCUCACAUUCUAUUGCUUGAUCAUAGUUCUGACUUUCUAGUUUCUCUGUAAAUGGUUCUCUCUAUAUUAUUGAUUAAGAUGUAAAUGAGUUUAUAAUAAUGAAAAGUUCGUAGCGAUUAUAAAGUGUUAUAUAAGAAAAGAAUCUAUUGACUGUGCAAAUAGUUAAUGUGUAAUUUAUUCCUAGGAGUUGAAUCAACCACAAUGAAC
Molecule: messenger RNA, 1098 nt
Organism: Rosa rugosa (rugosa rose)
Lineage: Eukaryota; Viridiplantae; Streptophyta; Magnoliopsida; Rosales; Rosaceae
Product: gamma-interferon-responsive lysosomal thiol protein-like
Exons: 5
Coding region: 105-755 (216 amino acids)
Molecular function (GO): oxidoreductase activity, acting on a sulfur group of donors, disulfide as acceptor
Source: RefSeq, a predicted model, not a curated record